AUGACUCCGAAUACACUCAUUACAUUAUUCCGGAGAGACGGCAAUGGCGACGAAAGCGUCUCUGGCCCAAAACCAACCAGUCGAGCACUCACCGUCGGUGUGCCAGCCGCCAUUACAGGGUUUCUUCUUCUUACCGCCAUCAUCGUCCUGGUAAUCCUCUACUUCAAGCGCCAGCGCCGUGAUGAUCGCGAAGACCUAGAAGAACGCCAGCGCGAUUCUGGCUUCUACGGCAAUUACGCGACUCAGCGGUUCGGCACUGCAGGCGCUCAACAGGGUCCACGCAAGGCCUAUGCUACCGAAUCGCGACGCAGCUCGGGGGAAUCUUUCUUCGACUACAAACAAGACCAUGGACCUUAUCACCUUGCACAAUUCCAAGGUCCAGAGGUGCCGAAGCCUGCUGCUACACGGGUAGUUUCAUAA
This is a messenger RNA of Penicillium brevicompactum, 420 nucleotides long. RefSeq lists its product as uncharacterized. The coding region runs from base 1 to 420 and encodes 139 amino acids. Lineage: Eukaryota; Fungi; Ascomycota; Eurotiomycetes; Eurotiales; Aspergillaceae. The transcript has 2 exons. The record is from RefSeq and is a predicted model, not a curated record.